AUGGUCCCACCACCUCGAGCGGGAUCAUUUUCGCCCAAUCCUGCGCAGACUCUUCAGACGGGUUCGAGCCAUUCUCCCCACCCAUCGCAGGCCGCCAUCCUCAGUGCUGGCGCAAGCCCAAGCGCCAGCAGUCCGACGGGCACCAACUCCCUGACCAAGAUUGUCGUGGCCCAGGUCUAUCUUCUGCUUAGCACCAUCAAGGAGGAUAAGGACCGCGCCAAGUGGGAAUUGCAGGUUGACCAAUUGAAGAAGCUCAUCGAUGAACACGGUAUGGAAGUCUUCUCAAAGUACUUCACCCGGCUUGUCGCCGGCAAUGCGCCGCAGAUAUUCCCAGGCCUCAACAGGCCUGUCUCGAAUCCAGGCAACUAUCACAUCCUCGUCGGCGAGAUGCGGAAGAUUGCGCACGACCCAGAGCAAGCGAGCAAGAUCGCCGAGUCAAUUGAGAGCGGCACUGAAGACAUCUUCCGCGACUUUGACCUCUCGACCUUUAUGGAGCAUUUCAAGCUCGAUGCCCUGGAAAAGACCCUGUUAGCUCUGGCCUUCAAGCUUGGCUCCCGGACCGACUUGAAGACCAAAGCCGACGCUAUACUCUCGACAAACUUCCCAACCUUUGUCGAUAUCAUCUCUCGACCCGAACUCGAAGCCCAUGCUGACCUUACCCCCUCCUUCAUCGCCUUAAUCAUCGACCGAUUCCUUCAGUAUCACCCUCCCAGCUUUAAUCCUUCUUCUCGUCGAGAUCUCGAGAGCUACCUCGCAAAGCGAUAUAUUAGCGUGGAUCAGCCGCCGCCUUCCGAGGUUCUAGCUGCUCUUGACCUGAGCAGAGUGCUCGCCGAUCGACCAUCCAAUGGCUUGGUUCGGUACCUCCAAAAAACCGGCAUCGAAUUCACGCGAGACGAGGAAACUUGUGUCUCCUAUCUACAGAACCGUGCCAGCAACCUACAGCUUAACCCCGAACAAGUCUCUGCCGCCCUGACGUUCACAACUAUCACCCAAACCCCGCAACAUGACCCCGAAGUCCUGGUGGCGGCUCUCAGGAGGGUAUUGCCGAAAUCCUUUGACUGGAUGGAGGUGAUUGGUUAUUUCGAUCAGCCGUCCGCUAGGGUCUCUUCUCAGCAGUUCCUGCGUCUCUACAACGCCUUUUUGCCAAUAGCGCAAGACCCAAACUCCGAUCUGGACAUCCAGCGGCUUUGGGGUGGCGUGUGGAGGCAUCCAGAGGCGCAGCUAUCCUUUGUUAGUGCAUACGCCUCUCUAACCCCCGAACAGCUUGACGCGACGACGAUCCCUGGGCUUCGACGCAGUAUUACUCUAGACGACUAUGUAAACUCCCCUCCCAAUGUUCGCGAGCGAGCUGCUGUGGCUGUCAAGCAUCCGCUCGUUUCUGUUGCCGCUCUCUCCUCAAUCUUCAACGUCGCACUCAGUUCCGUUGUGGCGUCCACGAGCGUCGAAGCGAAGAGGCUGUUUCAAGAAGUUGUUGUGCCGAAUCUCGACAUCUUUCUCGUUUCCGCUUUCGAGGUCCCUCGCCAGCAUUGGGCAGCAAUGGCCGUUGAUACGCUGAACUCCUUGUUCGAGAACUUUCUCUACAAGCGCUCACCUGAGUACGACUUUGUUCUCGAUAGCCUGUGGAAGAAGGACAAGGAGUGGGUAACGCAGCGCUUGAUUGAUGCGCACGCCAUCAAGCCUGUUGAUCUUCCCCUUGUUUUUGAGCAUGCAGUCAAGCACAACUGGUUGGAUUCGCUCGUGUACCUGGCCAACGGGUUCGGUAUCGACUUGGCUGCGCUGGCUCACGCUGAGGGAUAUCUGGACCUGUCCAAGUGGGCACGGUUCUAUGCAGACAGGGGCAACGAGAUGUCUCGCACUCUCCUGCAAUUCCUAAUGAUCAAGGCCAAUCUAGAAAGCCAAUACCAACGAGGCGGCCCUGAUGGGCAACCGCUUGCAAAGACUACGACAACUUUGCAGGUUCGAACCGUAUCCGCGCUAUUACACAUCCUCGAAGAUCUCUUGCCCAAGGGUCCUGUCCAGGAGCUCAUCAUAAUUCAGCGGCACUGCAUUAUAGCGUACCCGCGACUGAUCAAUUAUGGCGAAGGCUACGACGACAUCAUCGACGCCAACGGCAAGGAUGGAAAUGCCCUUCCCCCGACCGCUAAUAGUAAGAUGGAGGAGCACUACAAAAAGAUGUACAGCGAUGAAAUGCAGGUUCGAAACAUCGUCGAGGUUCUUGAUCGGUACAAGCAUUCCAAGGAUGCCCUAGAUCAAGAUGUCUUUGCAUGCAUGAUUCAUGGACUUUUCGACGAGUACAGCCACUACGUCGAUUAUCCACUGGAAGCCCUUGCCACAACAGCCGUGUUGUUUGGCGGCAUCAUCUCGCACAAGCUCAUUUCAGGGCUGCCUCUCCAGAUAGGACUUGGGAUGAUCUUGGAAGCAGUUAGGGACCAUGUUCCCGAGGAUCCCAUGUACAAGUUCGGUCUGCAAGCGCUGAUGCAACUCCUAGUCCGGUUCCGGGAAUGGCCCCUUUUCUGUCGGCAGUUGGUCCUGAUCCCGGGACUUAUGGGAACAGAAGCGCACAAGAAAGCCGAAGAGGUCGUGAUGGAGCAUGAAGAAGAUCUUUCUCGCGGCCCGAACGGAGCGGGAACGCCACAUGGAGUCGGCUAUCCAGGAGACACGUUUCCCAACGGAAACUCUGAAGAACAAGCCAAUGCAGACCGCCAGGCUCCUGCUUUCUCCUCCAUCAAUGUCGAUCCCCCAGCCCCCGAGAUGGAUUUCGAAGACCCCAACGAAGUCGAACAGGAUAAGGUCCAGUUUGUUCUCAACAACAUCACGGAAGGGACACUGGUAUCGAUGUCCAGCGAGCUGCGAGAGACCCUGGAGCGAAGGCAUCAGCAAUGGUUCGCCUGCCAGCUUGUCGAGGAGCGUGCCAAGAUGCAACCAAACUACCAUCAUGUGUAUCUCGAACUGGUCCGGCUCUUGGAGGACUCGUCUCUUUGGAGUGAGGUGCUGCGUGAGACGUACGUCAGCGUGUCCCGCAUGCUUAACUCAGAGGCUACGAUGCAAAACUCUACGGAAAGAACGCAUCUCAAGAAUCUCGGUGGUUGGCUCGGUCUCAUGACUCUUGCGCGCGAUCGACCGAUCAAGCACAGGAACAUUGCAUUCAAGCAGCUACUGAUCGAAGCACAUGAUACAAAGAGGCUUAUUGUCGUCAUCCCUUUUGUGUGCAAAGUCCUUGUCCAAGGUGCCACAUCGGCGGUAUUCCGGCCUCCUAAUCCUUGGCUGAUGGAUAUUAUCCACCUACUGAUUGAGCUGUACCAUCAUGCUGAGUUGAAGUUGAAUCUCAAGUUUGAGAUUGAGGUCCUUUGCAAGGGUUUGAAUCUCGAUCACAAGAGCAUCGAGCCCUCGGGAGAAAUCCUCAACCGACCGGUCAUCGAGGAACCAGCGGAUGUUCUGCCUCAAGAACAGAUAGAUGCCUUUGAAAACCUAUCUCUGAACGGCAUGGGAUCCGCCGUCGGCGCUGGCCUCACCCCCCAGGCCAUUGCACCGACUAUUCCAGACCUCGGCCCCCUUAUUAACAUUCCCCCAACCAACGAGAUGGUUGUCACCUCCACCCGACUCCACGAUAUUGUGCGGACUGCUCUCAGCCGAGCCCUGCAGGAUAUCAUUCAGCCUGUUGUGGACCGGUCCGUCACUAUUGCUGCCAUCUCAACGCAGCAGAUGAUUCACAAGGAUUUCGCUACCGAGCCCGAUGAGAACCGCGUGCGAACCUCUGCUAUCAAUAUGGUGAAAGCCACAGCGGGAAGCCUCGCGCUUGUUACGUCCAAGGAGCCACUUCGAGCCAACUUUACCAAUUACAUGCGGAACCUGUCGAACGACAUUCCUCAAGGUCUGCCAGAGGGUACCAUAAUCAUGUGCGUCAACUCCAACCUCGACUUGGCCUGCAACAUUAUCGAGAAGCAGGCAGAGGAAAGGGCGGUGCCUGAGAUUGAGGAGAUGAUGGAGGGAGAACUGGAAGCUCGUCGACGACACCGAAUGCAGCGACCCAACGAGCCUUACUUCGACUCGAGCCUCAGCCGUUGGGCCAUGACCAUCCCGCACCCGUACAAGCUCUCGCCAACCAGCAACGGAUUGAACAGCGACCAGAUGGCCAUAUACGAGGACUUUGCUCGACAACCCCGUAGCGCCGCUGCCCCUGCUCCCUCCCACGGUCCCUCGACAUCCGACGCGACUAGAUCUCUCGCCAACGAGGUCCUGCAGGAGCAAUUCACGGCUAUGCCCAACAUACCAACUCCUGCCGAAACCCCUGCGAUUCAGCAACACCUAAGCACUCAGAUGCAGCAGCCCUAUGCUCCUGUGCACGCAGGUGCCAAUGCCAUGUCUAACGGAAGAUCGCCUGGGUUCACCAUGGACGUCCGCGGCCUAGCUGAGCGAGUUAACAAGCUACUUCAGGAACUCCUGAGGGUAGCAACCGAGGCUCGCGAGGAUCACUUCCAAGGUCUACCACGACCCCAUCCUGUCCUGGAUGUUGUCGAUGCUUUGGUUCAGCACAUCAUCAAGACAUCGCAGAACUCGGAGGAAUUCGCCAUAUACGCCGCUGAGCAAAUCAGCCAGAUCAUCUUCUCGCCAGUGGAGGACAAUUUGACGCUCGAGAGCUUGGUUCAUGUUUUGGAGACGUUGAGAAAGAUAUCCGGCCCUGCACUUAACAAUCGUGUCCGGGCUCUGUUCAGCCAACAACCAGGGCCCACCUUCUUGAGCCUACCAUUGCUGGCGGCAUUGACUCGGACUGACUUGUUGGAUUGGAGGAACAUCGACCAUGCCAUGUCCAAGGCCCUCCAAGCCCGUAAGGAGGGCUCGCUCGACUUCUUGGAGCACAUGCUUGACCUUACACUUCUCAACAACCGCCCUAUCGCCCUAUAUGCUGAUUUUGUCAGGACGCUAGAGGCCGCGUGGGCUUGGAUCAGAGAAGACCCCGGCUCAGCUAUUGGUCAACGAGUCAGGUCCAAGCUGAUCGGAUCUGGAUUGUCGCAUCCUUCGCAGACAGACGACCAGGUGCUAUAUCGACAAGAUCAGAUGGACUAUGUGCUGGACGAGUGGGUUCGUCUGUGCAACAACCACAACGCCUCGGACGCGUCUGGAUCGAUCUUUGUGCAACAACUGCAGGCCAAGCAGGUUAUCCGAGACCGUGAUGAUUUCUUCGUCUUUCUCCGUACCGCCAUCGAUACAUCAGUUGAGCGAUUCGAGCAUACGAUGCACCCUGGCGCCCUCACCGAUGUCUACAUCACGGUCGAUGCGCUUGCCAAACUCAUUGGAACCUUUGUCAGCUUGCAGUUUGACACAUCAUCCACGCGAGCGUCAUUUGUCGACUCGACCAUGGCGCUGAUCACACUGGUCCUCAACCAUCACAGCGUCAAGCGAGGGGAGCAGCUUAACCAGAGGGUCUUCUUCCGACUGCUGUCGAUGCUCUUGCAUGAGAUCCACGCCAUCUCGGAGGACAUUUCUGAAGAGGAGCGCCGCGACAUUCUGCUCAGGAUCGCCUCCCGACUUGCUGGCAUGGGCCCUGCUCUAAUUCCUGGCUUUACCUAUGGCUGGCUCUCUCUUGUUCAGCACCGCGCCUUCAUGCCGGUCCUCCUCCAACUGCCCGAUGGUGCCGGAUGGGGACUGUUCGUCGACCUCGUCUGCCAGCUCUUUGAGUCUCUUGGAGAUCAACUGAAGGUGUUUGAAGUAUCCAACAUUGCCAAGGACAUUUACCGAGCCGCGUUCAAGCUUCUGAUCAUCCUGCAACACGACUUUCCCGAUUUCGUCGCGGCUAACCACGUCAGAAUCUGUGCCAGCAUCCCGCCGCACUGCACACAAUUGAUCAACGCCGUGUUGGCCGCCAACCCUCAGCAGAGUCCCAAGUUUGUGGAGAUGAAUGCCAAGAACCGAUCCGACGAGUCCAGGGUCCAUCCCGGCCUGGUGAACGAGGCCACUGUAAUCCUCCGAGAUGCUGGCCUACUUGGCGUUGUCGACCAGGCCCUCCAGAGUGGCCCGUCAGAGGACAUUGUGGCUAACAUCACGCACUCCAUGACACACAACGCUCCCAAGGUGACAACAUAUGGCCAUGUGCCCGUUGCGAUCAACCUUGCCGUCAUCAAUGCCGUGGUCAUCUACAUUGGACAGCACGCCGCAGACCAGGCAGCUCAGGCUGGCACGGCUGUCACAGUGUCUGGAGACGAGUAUGAGGUUUCAACCCUGUCCCUCAUCAUCCACGAACUCCCUGCCGAGGCCAGGUACUAUCUUUUGGUCAGCGUGGUGAACCAGCUACGCUUCCCUAACGCGCACACCGACUUUUUCAGCCAGGCGCUCCUCUAUAUCUUCAGCAAGGACCUGGAGGAUCCCGAGGAGACGGAGAUCCGACAGGGAAUAACGCGAGUCCUCCUCGAGCGGUUGGUUAGUUUCUGGCCGCAGCCGUGGGGCCUGCUGUUUACGGUUGUGGAGAUUGUCAAGUGCGACAAGUACAAUUUCUUUGAGCUCCCUUUUAUUAAGGCGAUUCCUGAGGUUGCCGACAAGUUUGGCCAGGUGGUUCAACGAGGUUAAGAUGCAUGAUGUGACUGACUAUAUGGCGGGAACUGGGUAUAACGGCACAAGGAGGAACGAACCUAUACGGAAGCACAUGCCAUUGGUGGACAUUUCUGGUUUGGGACGGCACAUAGUUGAGAGGGAGGGGCGUUGGGUCCAAAAAGAAGUGAGAAUUAUAGAGAAGCAGGGUCUUUGCGGUCCAGGGACAACCUCGUCUGGGGGGACGGGGCGGUUCAUGACCCAUAACAUUUUGCUGUAAUACUGUAUCACUGUAUGAUAGUAGUUUUAGGAUGUGUCGGAAAACAACACCAGGCGUAUGGUUGGUCACGAAGCUUUAUCACUUUGGGCGAAUGCAUAUCAAUAUUGUCG
This is a messenger RNA of Fusarium vanettenii 77-13-4, 6912 nucleotides long. RefSeq lists its product as uncharacterized. Gene Ontology annotation, biological process: nuclear-transcribed mRNA catabolic process, deadenylation-dependent decay. Gene Ontology annotation, molecular function: molecular adaptor activity. NCBI's taxonomy places the organism in Eukaryota, Fungi, Ascomycota, Sordariomycetes, Hypocreales, Nectriaceae. The coding region runs from base 1 to 6561 and encodes 2186 amino acids. The record is from RefSeq and is a predicted model, not a curated record. The transcript is spliced from 4 exons. Gene Ontology annotation, cellular component: P-body; CCR4-NOT core complex.